Molecule: messenger RNA, 2442 nt
Organism: Amorphotheca resinae ATCC 22711
Lineage: Eukaryota; Fungi; Ascomycota; Leotiomycetes; Helotiales; Amorphothecaceae
Exons: 7
Coding region: 1-2442 (813 amino acids)
Biological process (GO): proteolysis; sphingolipid biosynthetic process
Cellular component (GO): membrane
Molecular function (GO): metalloaminopeptidase activity; sphingolipid delta-4 desaturase activity
Source: RefSeq, a predicted model, not a curated record
AUGGCGGCGCAAGCGGCUGACGCUCUUGCAAAUCUGAAGGUGAAAGACCCAGAAGCAGUGGCAACAUCUGCGGCAGCGGCCAAACCCAACGGUAACGAUACCAAAGCCGAAGCAGAAGAUUCUGACGAAGAGGAGGACGAAAAGGCACCAGCGGAAGGAGGGGCAGAUGGGGCCGCCAAGAAGAAGAGGAAGCGGAAGAGGAAGCCCAAGUCCAAGUCGGCUGGAGCGCUUCCUACUAAGCAAACCUCUCCACCUCGAGUGCUGCUUUCAAACUUAUUCCCCAACAACGAGUAUCCUGUCGGUGAAGAGGUGGAAUACCGGGAUGAAAAUCUGUACCGGACGACAGACGAAGAGAAACGAGCCCUGGAUCGGAUGAACAAUGAUUUCCUGCAGGAAUAUAGAUAUGCGGCGGAAGUUCAUAGACAGGUCCGGCACUGGGCUCACGAGAAUAUCAAGCCCGGCCAGACUUUGACGGAAAUCGCAGAAGGCAUUGAAGAUAGUGUCAGAGCUCUGACUGGCCACCCAGGUCUGGAAGAGGGCGACAACAUAAAGGGGGGUGUUGCGUUCCCAACGGGCGUUAACCUGGAUCAUAUUGCCGCACAUUACAGCCCGAACGCCGGGAACAAGACGAUCCUGACGAAAGACAAUGUCAUGAAGGUUGAUUUCGGGGUACACAUCAAUGGAAGAAUCGUUGACAGUGCCUUCACCGUGUCAUUUGACCCGAUGUACGAUAACCUUCUUACGGCCGUCAAAGAAGCUACAAAUACCGGCAUCAAGGAAGCCGGAAUCGAUGCUAGACUGGGUGAGAUUGGUGAGCGGAUCCAGGAAACUAUGGAGAGUUAUGAGGUCGAAAUUAGAGGGGAGACUUUCCCUGUUAAGUGCAUUCGAAACUUGAACGGCCAUGAUAUUAGGCAACAUCAGAUCCACGGCGGGAAGAGUGUUCCGAUUGUGAAGAGCAAUGAUCAGACAAAGAUGGAGGAAGGAGAGGUCUUCGCCAUUGAGACCUUUGGAAGUACUGGAAAUGGAUACGUUCGAGAUGAUUUGGAAACAUCUCAUUACGCAAAGCGGAUAGACGCCCCUAACGUCCCAUUGCGAAUUGCAUCUGCGAGCAAGCUUCUCAAUGUCAUCAACAAGAACUUUGGCACACUGCCAUUCUGCAGAAGAUACUUGGAUCGCCUGGGUCAGGAAAAAUACCUGCUGGGUUUGAACAACUUGGUGUCGAGCGGCAUUGUAGAAGCCUACCCACCCUUAGUCGACAAAAAGGGAUCCUAUACCGCACAGUUCGAGCACGCACGUUUCCCCAUGAUGCCAGCUUCGACGUCCACGGUCACUACUUCACGGGAGGGCAAGGACGAGAGUUCAGCCCGGCUACGAGCCCCCCCUGAAGACGAGGCCGCCGAGACAGCCCCUCCAUUAGAAGUCAAAGAGCAUGAUUUCUUCUGGACCUAUACUGAAGAGCCGCACCGAACACGCAGACAAGCAAUCAUCAAAGCCCAUCCCGAGGUAACGAAACUCUGCGGACCAGAACCACUCACCAAAUAUGUCGUCCUCUUCGUCGUCUCCCUGCAAAUUACCUGCGCCUAUCUUCUUCGCAACACCCCUUUCCUUUCAUGGAAGUUCUUUCUGACGGCAUAUGUUGUUGGUGCAACGGCCAACCAAAAUCUGUUCUUGGCGAUACAUGAGAUAAGUCAUAAUUUGGCGUUCAAAUCUGGGAACGCGAAUCGCGCCCUUGCAGUCUUUGCGAACCUACCGAUUGGGAUUCCAUAUAGUGCUUCAUUUAGACCAUACCAUCUAACGCACCACAAAUCCCUCGGCGUCGAUGGGCUCGACACUGACCUUCCCACCGCCUUCGAAGCCAUAUUUCUCGACUCGAUCCUCGGAAAGGCCUUUUUCUGCACCUUCCAGAUCCUGUUCUACGCGCUGCGACCCGUCUGCGUCUACAAGGUCCCAUUCACCAGCAUCCAUUUCAUCAACAUCGGCGCGCAGGUCCUCUUCGACUACGUGCUCGUCAAGCUCGGCAGUGCGAAUUCCCUCUACUAUCUGAUCCUCUGCUCCUUCCUCGCCGGCUCGCUGCAUCCCACCGCCGGCCACUUCAUCGCCGAGCACUACGUCUUCGAGCGCCAGCCGGCCACGGCCAAGGACCCGCUCACCCGGACCCAGGUCCCGGAAACCUUCUCCUACUACGGCCCGCUGAACUUCUUCACGUAUAACGUGGGUCUGCAUAACGAGCACCACGACUUCCCCGCCGUGCCGUGGACGAGGCUGCCCAAGGUGCACGAGAUCGCGAAGGAGUUCUAUGCUGAUCUGCCUAGGCAUGAUAGCUGGGUGCAUGUGAUUUGGCAGUUUAUCUGGGAUAAGGAGGUCGGUAUGACGUGUAGGGUUAAGCGGAAGGAGGGCGGGAGGAAGGUUGGUGGGUGGACGCAGGAAGAAGUCCAGGCUUAG